Messenger RNA from Aspergillus melleus, 633 nucleotides. RefSeq lists its product as uncharacterized. The coding region runs from base 1 to 633 and encodes 210 amino acids. NCBI's taxonomy places the organism in Eukaryota, Fungi, Ascomycota, Eurotiomycetes, Eurotiales, Aspergillaceae. The record is from RefSeq and is a predicted model, not a curated record. The transcript has a single exon.
AUGAUGGUAUUUGAUCCCUCGCUCGACGCGCUUACAGAAGAUCGAAACGAUCUCGGGCUGUCGCUAUAUUUCGAUAAGCCCAUGAAUCAAUCAGAAGAAACCAUUCUGCAGACCUCCUACAGGUUCUUUCUCCUCAUUGCCGAUGUUACCAGACAAUCCCGGCAAUCCAGGCCGCUUGAAGGCGCUGGGGUCCUCAGAUGGCGGAGGCUAGACCGUGAAUUAAGGCGCUGGACCGGUCUCACUUCCUCCGCCGACAUGACUCUUGGGUUAUGUUACGUGGCAGUCUGUAUCCUGCUCCAGAAAAUGAACCCAGACAUAACAUCUGCUGAGCGCGGCCGGCGAGUGCGCUCGUGUCUGGAGGAAGGGCUGCGGCGACUUCCCCUCUUGAAGAUAGAAUUAUACCCAUCUGUGUAUCUGCUGUGGCCGGUGGCCAUCCUCGGGGCCGUUGCCGCAAGGCCCGACGAGAGAAACAUUGUACAAGAUUUUAUCAGCUUCGUUGUUGCCAGGAAAUUAGGGGGGCAGGGCGCUUGGGUGCAGAAGAGAUUGGAGCGAAUUUGGAGGACCACCAGUCCUGCCUCUACGUCACCAGAACCGAAUCUUGCCGGACUGCAAAGUCUGCUUGAUGGGGAGUGA